CUCGGAUCGCACGCGCGAUGGACACACUCAUGCUGUGCUGCUUGGGUUGUCGAAGGCAGUCGCGGCGGACGAACGUCCUCAUCGCGCACUUUGAAGGUAUCAACGCCGUCUACCCAGGUACCGUGUACAUGUGCCUGGUCAACGGCCGCGACGAGAUCGUGGCGCAGAAAGCUGCCGCAGACUCGACGUCGGUGCAUUUACUGCGUCCAGAGGAACUGCCGAACGUGAUCUCGACCCUUCGACGAUCGGUUGCUUUAUUUGCCAACACACUCCACCACCCCGACACCGCCCCGCAUCAUGCCGUGCAUAUUAAAGGAGAUCGGCAUGUCUUCUCGUCCUACGGCCUUCCCAACCACUAUGUGCUUGCAUUCUACACUGUCAUGCCCACGGACGCCAUCGCCUCAUGGAACUGCACCGCGGCCGACGUUCGCCUCGAGUCGAUCCUUCAAGACCUUUCCCGUCUCCUCGACCAACAUCCCUCGUGAUGCUACAUUGUCGCUCGAUCGUUCUUCGUAUGUAUGCUAGUAUGAAUUAUCAUCGUCGAACG
Messenger RNA from Aphanomyces invadans, 547 nucleotides. RefSeq lists its product as hypothetical. The transcript has 4 exons. NCBI's taxonomy places the organism in Eukaryota, Oomycota, Saprolegniomycetes, Saprolegniales, Verrucalvaceae. The record is from RefSeq and is a predicted model, not a curated record. Bases 18 to 485 code for a protein of 155 amino acids.